AUGGCCGAAAUUGCCCUGCCACGACACCGGGCUACACAGUCGCAAGCUGGUGUUGGCUCACCGCUCUACCAGCGUCGACAACACUCCAAUGCCGGCCCCAUUGAGCUCAUCCCCAACCCGGAAUUCUCCUUCCCCAUGCGAGGACCAGAUACCGCCUCUUCAGAGCCUGCACCCACAAACUCGCGGCCAAUGUCCCUGCAAGCGUAUCCAGCUGGUCGUCGAGGCUCCAUGCCGCACUACCGACAGAAGUCUAUCAACGCUCUACCAGACUUUUCCUUCAAUCCGGCAGGACCAGCAAAGCCAGCUACCAUCGAAUCUUCACCACCACAGUCACCGGCGACACUGCCUGUACCAGUAUCGCCGUCAAAGCCGGCACAUGGCCACAGACGCGGGGGCAGCGAGUUCAUUGGCGGUGACGUACGACCUGGCGGCACCGCCCUGAUGAGCAGCAGCCCGACAAAGGGUGAAGAUGUCCUUCCUACACCAAGUUCGACACUGCGUCCGGGUCCGCCAGCGGGUCGUCGCGGACACGCUCAUCGUCGCUCGGGUGCCAUCUCCUCUCACGACCUCACAACCAUCAUGAACCCACCUGCUCCAGCGCGAACGGGCAGCGCGCCCAACACACCCUCCGAGGGCAACCAGUUCGCUUUCGGCCACAAGUUCAACAGAUCUGUCUCGCAACCCUCGCUACGCGAAAACGGCGCAGACGAUGAGGCGCGACCACCAUCAAGGGCCCGUGUUACCUUCUCCGAUAGAAUCGAGACCAUUCGUCCGCUCUCCACCAUCUCUUCCGAGACUGAAAUUUCAACCAUCAGGGGACACUCAGCUGCCAACAGCCUGUCCUCGAUUGUCAGUUGCAGCAGCCCGGCGCCUGUGCGACCAGGACGCCCUAGCACAACCCUAAACACAGUUGAAGACGAGGACCGACCAAGCACGGCUGGAAUGGUGCUCGACAAGUUCAUGGGCAGCCGCCUAAAUGGUGAGGUCAUGGAACGCAAGCGACCCACGUCCGCCAUUUCCCCCAUCUCCCCAACUGCGCCAAUCCCGAAAGUGCAAGCCAAGCGACGCAGUCUCUUCCAAAAGGAUCGCAGUGAUAACUCAGUUCCUACCCUUCCUACCAGUGCCUCCGAUCCUGCCCUCUCCAAAUCCUUCGACACACCUCUAGCAUCACCCACUAAAGAUGACGACUCAGCAGAGGUCGCCGAAAAGCCGAAAGCUGCGUCGCGCAAAAGCGGUCGCAAGCCCCGGAAAGUCAAGUCAUGGGCAAACUCCAUCAUCACCAGGAAAGGAAAGCACAGCAAAAAGGCCAAGGCACGAUCUCCCACACCACCACCAUAUGCGGGCAUGGACACCGAAGACUCCGAUGAAUCAGACGAGAUGGACUUUGAGCCCAACUUUGAUGAUGACACCACAGUCACCAUCGUCUCCCCCACCGAGAACUCAGUUCCUCUGCCGAAGAUUGACACCGACUACGCUUCGUGGCAACCACGUGAGCUGAAACGGGUUGAUUCUGACAUCAUGAGCCCGGUGAUCGACCUUGAUGCCGCACUUGGACCCUUCAACACUCCCAAUGGCACGAGCCCUCGAACCCACCAGCGGGGCUUUUCGGCACAUCGACGAGCCAUGCACAGUGCUGGCGGCAUUGCACCUUCGCACAGGAGGACGGAGAGCGCACCUGAAUUGGUACCCUUUGAGAACCGACCAUCAGCAGUUGCUAAUGCUUCGCCUAUGGCCGAUGUGUUCGAAGAGGAGGAACCAGAAGACGACCUGACUCUGGCGAUUCCUGCAAAGGCAAAGUCUACUGCUGCAGAACCCGAAGAGCCGAAGAUCUCGGUCGUGGAGGCAGAUGCGAAGCAGGAGGGCACUGCUAUCAACUGGAACUUCAACGACGGACUUGGCAUCAAGCGUACUGCGAAGCACGACGACGUUGAUGCAUCUGAGCCACUGUCUCCUCGAGCAGUGCCUGCUGAGUCCAGCGAGAACGUCUCUGAGCAAACGCAGGCCUCAGAGCCUUUUGAAGUUGUGGAAGAUCAUGAGGAGCCCCGCACAUCAUCACUCACACAUUCGUCCGACUCCACUGUCACCGCCCAGCCAAUGGAGGAUUCGCCAAAGCAUCAUCAACCCGCCAUGAACUUGUCGCUCCCACUGGGUCAACAAAGUCUCAUGACACCCGACACGGUUACUUCUUCAUUUUCCUCGCCAGACUGCCGAUCCAGUCAGAUCUCGUUCGAUAACGGCCGUGGAGGCACUGCAGCUUCCUCGAUGACAGACUACCCCGUGAUGCCUUCUCCCCGCUUUGGCGAGCCUGGACCUGAAGUUCGCAUCUCUACGGAGGUCCCGUCUCUGACUUCUUCCAGGUCGACGAUGACCAGUGCAAUGCAGAACGCCUUCCCGCUCGUCAGUCCCCGUCGAUUUGGCGACCGCACCUCGUCUCUCUCCUCUGAUCCCAGUGAGAUUGAGUCCCGCCGUCGCAAGCGCUCUAGCAUUGCUAGUCUCUCUAGGCUGAUGGGAACUUCUUCUUCCUCGUUCAGCGAGCGCAGCAAGCUUUCCAUUGAGCAGCGUCCUCAGUCAGAACAUCGCGAGCCCACCAAGGACAAGAAGAAGAAGAACAUCGGAAGCAGACUGAAAAAGUUCUUCCAGCACACCCGAGAUUCCUCCCCAUCAAAGACCUGA
Alternaria conjuncta is the source of this 2673-nucleotide messenger RNA. RefSeq lists its product as uncharacterized. Bases 1 to 2673 code for a protein of 890 amino acids. NCBI's taxonomy places the organism in Eukaryota, Fungi, Ascomycota, Dothideomycetes, Pleosporales, Pleosporaceae. The transcript has a single exon. The record is from RefSeq and is a predicted model, not a curated record.